AUGAGUUUUAGUAAUACAUGCUCACUAUCCAAUAACAGCAACAGUUCUAGUAGUAGUGAAGAUGCUACUUCUGGUAAAUUACAAUACACCGAAAGUGAUGAUGAAGGAAGUGAUGAAUACUGCGAAGGAGGGUAUCACCCAGUCAAAAUUAAUGAAAUAUAUAAUGAUAGAUAUAGAAUUGAAGGAAAAUUAGGUUGGGGACAUUUUUCAACCGUUUGGGUUGCUACUGAUUUAAAAAGUAAACCCUUAAAAUUUGUUGCUAUAAAAAUUCAAAAAGGAUCAGAAACUUAUACUGAAUCAGCCAAAUGUGAAAUUAAUUAUUUAAAUACAGUCAAAGUAAAUUCUUUUGAUUCUUCAUGGGUUGAAUUAAAAGAACAACAAAGAGAAAGAUUAUUUCAUUAUAAUAUGACUAAAGGAGUUGUCUCUUUUAUUGAUAGUUUUGAACAUAAAGGUCCAAAUGGUACUCAUAUUUGUAUGGUCUUUGAAUUUAUGGGUCCUAAUUUAUUAUCCCUAAUAAAACAUUAUGAUUAUAAAGGAAUUCCAUUAAAUUUGGUCAGAAAAAUUGCUACACAUGUGUUAAUAGGAAUGCAAUAUUUACAUGAUGUCUGUAAAAUUAUACAUAGUGAUAUCAAACCAGAAAAUGUUUUGGUCUCACCAUUGACUACUAUUCCAAAACCAAAGGAUUAUACCAAAGAUAAAUUAGAAUCAAAUAAAUCUAACCAAGUUGAAAAAAAAGAAAAUGACCAAAAUGUAGAUAAGAAAUUAAUUACUACAAUGAAUAAUAACAUAAAUACAAAUCUAAGUGAAAAAAAAAAAGUUAUUAAUGAUACACAAAAAAAUGAUAAAAAUAUAGAAUAUGAUCAAAAAUGUACGAGCAGUAAAGAAAAUAUUGAAGAUAAUGUAUCCUUUGUAAAUGAUCCAAGUGAUCCUAAUCAAAAGAAUAAUCUAAAUAAUAAUAUAACGGAUAAUAAUAUCAUACCCAGUAAUGUACAAAUAGAAAAACAAUCUACAUUAAGUAAAAAUAAAAAAAAUGAAAAAGAUUCAUAUAUAAAUAUAAACAAUUCUCUUACAAAUGAUGAUCAAAAUUUAAAAAGAGAAGAUAUCAAAUUUAAUGAUAAAGCGGAAGGGAUUACCAAAUAUGAUAUGUUAAAUAUUAAAAAUAAUAUAUCUAUUAAAGAAAAAAUAAAUGAUUGUCAUUCACCCAAUGAAAAUAAAAAUAAAGAUAAUCAUAAUCAAUGUGAAGACAAUUCGAUCAACAUAUGUAAUAACAAAAAUAAUAAUAUUCAAACAAAUAAUAUUAAUGAUAACACUGUUAACGAAAAAAUUAAUAAUACAUCAAAGAAGGAUAUGUUAAAUAAUACACAAAAUAAUAAUGAUUCCGAAAAGAACGACGUUGUUAUUGAACAACAAUUGGUAAAUGAAGAUAUUUUAAAAAAAAAAAACAAACAAACAAAAAAAAAAAAAAAUAUAAAUGAACCUCCAUAUGUUAAACAUAAACUAAGACCAUCAAAUUCGGAUCCUUCUUUGCUCACAUCUUAUUCUAAUAUACAUGCACUUCAAGAAACCUUGACAAGGAAACCAUAUCAUUAUAAUACCUAUUUUUUAAACAACCCCGAAAAAUAUAGAGAUAAUAAAAUGAAUCCAUACUUACACAGAUUGCCAAAUGAUUGCUUGAAAAAAAUCGAUCAAGAUGAUAGUGAUGAAACGGAAGAGGAGGAUGAUCUUUCAGAUGUAGACCAAAAUAAGGAACAAAAUAAGAACCAAUUAGAGGUCAACUUGCCAAAUAAUAAAUAUCCAAAUUCCAAUGAUGUGUAUAAAUUUUUUGAAAAAGAUAUUAAUAAAUUUCCCAUAUACUGCGACAUGUUUAAUCAUCUUAUACAUCCAGAAGCCUUACGAUUACAUGAAUUAUAUAUGAAAAAUAAAAAAAACAUCGAUUCUAACAAUACAAUGAAUGAUUUAGGUAAUAAUCAAAAUAGUCAUAAAGUAGUAUAUAUAAAUACUGAAGAUGGAGAAUAUUGUAUUAGGCCAUACGAUCCGUCUGUUUAUUAUCAUGAAAAAUCAUGUUAUAAAAUAUGUGACCUAGGAAAUAGUUUGUGGAUAGAUGAAUCAAGAUAUGCCGAAAUUCAAACUAGACAAUAUCGAGCCCCUGAAGUUAUUUUAAAAAGUGGGUUCAAUGAAACAGCAGAUAUAUGGUCCUUUGCAUGCAUGGUAUUCGAAUUAGUAACAGGAGACUUUUUAUUUAAUCCACAAAAAGGUGAUAGAUAUGAUAAAAAUGAAGAACAUUUAAGUUUUAUAAUUGAAGUGUUAGGAAAUAUACCAAAGCAUAUGAUUGAUGCAGGGUAUAAUUCCCAUAAAUAUUUUAACAAAAAUAAUUAUCGACUUAAAAAUAUAAGAAAUAUUAAAAAAUAUGGUUUAUAUAAAAUAUUAAAAUAUAAAUAUAAUCUUCCUGAAAAGGAAAUUAGCCCCUUAUGUAGUUUCUUAUUACCCAUGUUAUCUGUGGAUCCACAAACGCGCCCCUCAGCAUAUACCAUGCUUCAACACCCAUGGCUUAAUAUGGUAUCAUUAGAAGAAGGGGAUGACAUGUAUAUUAAUGAUGAAUCAUAUUCUAUUAAUAAUGAUAGAAACAUGAAAAAUAAUAGUAAUAGUAAUAAUUUCAUCUACGACGGUCAUAAUAGUAGUAAAAAUAAAAAUUCUUCAAAUAAAAAAAAAAUUGAUGUAAACUACAAAAUUGGUAAUAAUGGAAAUAAUGCUUAUAACGAUAACUAUUAUAAUAAAAAUUAUAAAAAUAAUAAAAAUAAUAAAAAUUUUAAUGAUGAUGUUGUAGAACCAUCACCAGAUCAAUAUAUGCAUGCAAAUUAUAAUAAUGAUAUUGUGCAUGCAGUUUUGUAUGAAAAGCCAUAUAAUUCAAAUAAUGUCAUUUCAUACACUAAUAACAAAGGACAUAAAAAUAAUUUUGAUAUUAAUUAUUUACAACAUAGGAAUGAUAAUAAUUCGAACAAACAAAAUAUUUCAUUAACUACAAACGAUUAUACAUUUAAUUCGGAUUAUAUUGCUAAUAUGAUGGAUCAUGACACAUAUAGAAAACAAAUAAUAAAAAAUAUUCCUGCACAUCAAAUUUCAAAACUAAAAGAUGGUAAAAAUUUUAAGGCAUAUAAUGAAUCUAUUCAAUAUGAAAUGCAUGAUUUUCAACAAUACAAUGAACAUGAUUUUGAAUACAAAUUUAAUAAAAGAUUUGAACAUGCACAUCAUAUAAAAGAAAUGAAACAUAACGAUGAUGAUUACGAGGAGGAAGAUGAAGAUGAAGAUGACGAUGAUGAAGAUUAUGAAAGUGAUGUUGAUUAUGAUGAUGAUGAUGAAUAUGAUGAAGGACAAGAACAUGAUGCUGAUCAAGAUGAAAAAAACAACGAUAACGAAAAACAACAAGAACAACAAAAUUACGGUGAAAAAUAUAAUUAUGAACAUUAUGAAAAUAAUAUGGGUUAUAAUAAAAACAUUCAACAAUUGUCAUAUACAAAUAAUAAUGAUGAUGAAAAUAAUUUUUGUGAGACACAAAAUAUAUAUAUAUUACAAAACAAAAGAGAUAUAAAUUUUAAAGAAUGUACACCACGAAAUAAUAUCAACAAAGAAAUAAAAAGUGAUAAAUAUCAAUCCAGUAAAGUUAUAAAUCAAAAAGAUAAUUAUUGGAAUUACAAAAUCAAAGAAAACACAAAAUUAAGAGAACAUGCAAAAAAACAACAUUAUAGCAACAACAAUAAUAUCAAUAAAAAUGAUAAUACUAAUAUAAUGAACCAAAUAGAUACCAAAGAUCAAAUAUCCAAAAAUUUACAUGAUUUAUCAACAAAUAACAAUAUGGACCAAAAACACGGUGCAUUACAAAAAAUGCAUAUGAACGAAAAAACAAACCAAGACAAACCAUUAAAUGACGAAGAAAUUUUAAUCGAAAAUAGAGAUGACCAGAAUGUUAAUAAAAUCAAUUGCAAAGUUAUUAACAAAAAAAACUCUUGUGCAUAUACUUAA
Molecule: messenger RNA, 4017 nt
Organism: Plasmodium falciparum 3D7
Lineage: Eukaryota; Apicomplexa; Aconoidasida; Haemosporida; Plasmodiidae
Gene: SRPK1
Product: serine/threonine protein kinase
Molecular function (GO): transferase activity; ATP binding; nucleotide binding
Source: RefSeq, a predicted model, not a curated record